Molecule: messenger RNA, 1022 nt
Organism: Musca vetustissima
Lineage: Eukaryota; Metazoa; Arthropoda; Insecta; Diptera; Muscidae
Gene: par-6
Product: partitioning defective 6 homolog gamma
Exons: 3
Coding region: 21-1022 (333 amino acids)
Biological process (GO): centrosome cycle
Molecular function (GO): protein binding
Source: RefSeq, a predicted model, not a curated record
UGAAUUUCUGUGAACAGAAAAUGUCGAAAAAUAAGUUUCACACAUUACCAAAUGUAACAACAAAUAUAAUUGAAGUGAAAUCAAAGUUUGAUGCCGAAUUCCGACGAUUUGGUAUAAAACGCAGCGAUGAACCGCCAACAUUCGAUAGUUUCAACGGCCUACUGUGUCAAUUACAUGGCUUGAAAAAUAUCAAAUUUGUCAUACAAUAUGUUGAUCCACGCGAUCAGGGAUUACUGCCAAUCAAUAACGAUGAUAAUUUUGCACGUGCCUUGAAAACCGCCCAACCCAUUUUACGAAUUAUUGUACAACGCGAAGAGGAUUUAGAAUAUAGUAAUAAUGGCCGUAGAGCACCGUUCAGUAUCAGUCAUAUAUUGGGACAAACACCGGGUAGACCGAGAGCACCACCCAUUUCAAUGCCACACGAUUUCCGACAAGUAUCGCAAAUUAUCGAUGUCGAUAUAGUGCCGGAAACACAUCGAAGAGUGCGAUUGCUUAAGCAUGGCAGUGACAAGCCAUUGGGUUUCUAUAUACGUGAUGGAACAUCGGUGCGUGUAACAGCAAAUGGUCUGGAAAAACAGCCGGGUAUAUUUAUAUCACGUUUAGUGCCGGGUGGUUUGGCGGAAAGUACAGGCCUGCUGGCUGUUAACGAUGAAGUUAUUGAAGUGAAUGGUAUUGAAGUUGCGGGAAAGACAUUAGAUCAGGUAACCGACAUGAUGGUGGCCAAUAGCUCAAAUCUAAUCAUCACCUUUAAGCCGGCAAAUCAAAGGACCUUAACAUCUCCACGUCGCGGUUCCUUCUCGCGAACUAGUCAAUUAUCGAGCGGUUCACAUCAUACCAAUCAUACAAAUACAUCGGAUGAAUUGGAUCAGGACGAUCAAGAUGAGAUUGUCGAUAUGACAGGUAUUACGUUAGAUGAUCAACCAACAGCAGCAGCAACACAUCCACAUCAAUUGGCCACUGGUGGUGCAGUGGCCGGUGGUGCACCAAUUGUCGAGUCCCGAGAUGGUGUUUUACACCUCUGA